GAGGCUACACGCCAUCAAUCUUCAAACUUGCUCAUUCGCUACCAAUUCAAACGUCUCUUUUCGCAGCUCUUUUGAACCAAAACCUAAAGAAGAAUGGGAAAGCCGAAACCCAAAACCAAAGCCAAAGAACCAGAGCAGUCUCCCCAAAGCGACGCCGUUCCGUCCUCGUCGGGUAUUUUCAAGAACCUAUUCGGCGAAGCCACGGAUGACCAAAACGCUGCCUUUUCCAUUUUCUCUGAAAGCAACCCCUAUAGGAGAAAGCCUCAAGAAUCAUUCGGGUUUGCUCCGGCUGAGUCUCUCAGAAUCCCCAACGACGUCGUCUCUGAAAACCCUAAUCUUGACGGUGAGCCGAAGAAGAAAAGGGAUAGGGGCAAGCAGAAAAAUCCUAAACCUAAUCUUGAUUCGGAUACGAUCGCUGAAGCUUCGGAGGCACCAUUGGGGGAGAAGAAAGCAAAGAAAGAGAAACCCAAAAAACCUAAUGUUGGAGCCGAAUCUAACGGUGCGUUUAAGGACGACAAGGGUAGAAACCCUAAUUUAGGUUCUGGGUCCAAUGGGGCAUUGAAGAAAGACGAAGGGAAAGGCUGUAAAUUGGGUCCCAAAUCGAACGGAGAGAACCCUAUUUUGGGUGCGAAGAAGAGGAAGAGAGAUGAGCUUGAGAGAGAAUACGAGGAGAAGAAGUACGGCGUGGCGGCGGAAGAGGAAGAGGAGAGAGAGAAGAAGAAACUUGUCGGGGAGAAGAGGAAAACAGUGGAUAAUGUGCAGGAUUUGGUGGUUUCGCCGGAAGGUUACGACGACGAGAGCAAGCUUUUGAGGACUGUGUUUGUUGGGAACUUGCCGCUGAAGUUGAAGAAGAAGGCUCUUGUUAAGGAGUUCAAACAAUUUGGGGAGGUGGAGUCUGUGAGGAUCCGCUCCGUUCCCAUCUUGGAUACAAAAAGGCCGAGAAAGGAAGCGAUCAUUACAAAGCAAAUCAAUGAAACUGCUGACAGUGUUCAUGCUUACAUUGUUUUUAAAACUGAGGAAUCCACUAAGGCUUCUCUGUCCCAUAACAUGGCUGUGGUUGGAGGAAAUCACAUCCGUGUUGACAGGGCAUGCCCACCUCGUAAGAAGUUGAAAGGGGAAAAUGAUUCACUUUAUGAUAACAAGAGAACUGUUUUUGUGGGUAACCUCCCAUAUGAUGUUAAGGAUGAAGAACUUUAUCGGUUGUUUUCUAGUAUCGACAAUGUGGGAUCCUCCAUUGAAGCAAUUCGGGUCAUUAGACAUCCUCAUAUGCAUCUUGGAAAGGGUAUUGCCUAUAUUUUGCUUAAAACAAGGGAAGCUGCAAAUUUGGUUGUUAAGAAACGGAACUUGAAGCUUCGAGACCGAGAGCUGAGGGUCUUCCAUGCAUCAAGAGAUUCCACCCCAUCUAAGAGAUCACAUCCAUCAUCUGCUCAGGCCGCCAAUUCUCCUGCCAAGAGGCUGGCAGUGGAUCCUAGGACUCCAAAUAUGAAGACUCCCGUGUCCUACCAGGGCUUGCGUGCAAGCAAAUCUGGUGUCCAAAAGAAAGUUCAUCAGGUGAAAAGAAAGUUCGUCAGGCAAGGCGGUUUGAAUUCAAAGUCUCAGAAAGGGGAGAAGCCGAAAGAACGGCAGGGGAAAAGACCAGCGGUUGCUGCCAGGAAGGCAAAAGAGCUCAAGGAUGGUGGUGCUUCAGGACGACCAGGGAUAAAACGCAAGCUAGAUAGCCAAACUCCGGACAGCUUCCAGCGGAACAAGAAGGUCAAGAAAUUUAAGUAGGAAUACGAAAAUAGUUGCUCUUGAGUCUUAAUGUUGGGAGGAUUAAGACAUGGGUGUAUCAACUCCAUUACACCCUGCUCGGGUGUAUUAACUAUUUGGAAAUUCUUUUUAUUAAAUUCGAAAGGAAAAGUCGCUAGAAUCACCAAAAUAUUUGAAUAA
Alnus glutinosa is the source of this 1929-nucleotide messenger RNA. RefSeq lists its product as uncharacterized. Gene Ontology annotation, molecular function: RNA binding. The coding region runs from base 94 to 1770 and encodes 558 amino acids. The transcript is spliced from 6 exons. NCBI's taxonomy places the organism in Eukaryota, Viridiplantae, Streptophyta, Magnoliopsida, Fagales, Betulaceae. The record is from RefSeq and is a predicted model, not a curated record.